GCUUCUGCAGCCAUUGCCUUGAUGACCACAGCAGUCAUUUCUACCUGCGACCAUGGCGUUGUGGCGAAGAUUAAGAGAGUGAUCAUGGAGAGAGACACGUAUCCCCGCAAAUGGGGUCUCGGUCCCAAGGCCAGUCAAAAGAAGAUGAUGAUCCAGAAGGGUCUUCUGGACAAGCAUGGAAAGCCCAACGAGAGCACACCAGAUUCCUGGAAGAAGGAGUAUGUGGAUUACAGGGAUGCUUCCAAGAAAGAGGCAGCUGCCAUUCCCCGAGCUGCUUCGGAGCUGGAGAGGGCUCCAAAAAGGAAGCGAGAGUCAGAGAGUGAAAGUGAGGAGGCUGUGACCCCACCAUCCCCUGCAACCUCACCACCAGAGGAGCUGAGCAAGAAGCAAAAGAAAAAGAAGAAGAAAGAGAAGAAGGCCAAAGAGGCAGCUGAGAGUGCAGGAGAGCAAAUAGAAGUGACCAGUGACACCAGCACGAAGAAGAAGAAGAAGAAGAAACAAAAGGAGGUAGAAGAGAGCUCAGAGUAAGCGACUGGAUCUGUCCAAAGCAGGCAACAUCAUCGGUAGGGAGGGAGGAGUCUGAGGCCUUGAGAAAAAGAGGACUGGCUUUGCGGCAGACAGGCCAGCAAGUUCCAAGUUCCUUUUCUGCUGUGUAUACGAGUGAGUGGGUGUGUUUGCCCAGGAUACGCCCUGCUGAGGUACCCCUCCUCAUCCUGUUUUAAGGGUUGCCAGAGGAGUGGGGUGCCUGACUGCCCCUGCACUGGAUUGCUUUCUAAAGCUGAACGCCGUGAUG
Messenger RNA from Pelecanus crispus (Dalmatian pelican), 793 nucleotides. Lineage: Eukaryota; Metazoa; Chordata; Aves; Pelecaniformes; Pelecanidae. The record is from RefSeq and is a predicted model, not a curated record.